Molecule: messenger RNA, 1153 nt
Organism: Rotaria sp. Silwood1
Lineage: Eukaryota; Metazoa; Rotifera; Eurotatoria; Philodinida; Philodinidae
Source: the annotation of a GenBank genome assembly
AUGAAUCAAUCAAAAACAACAGACAAGAAUCCACACGUACGCAAGCAAUACACACUAUUACUUGAUAUUCCUCCACGAUUUCAAUGGGAUCAUGCCAAUGGUUUUUGUGGAGAAAUGUCACUUCAAUGUAUAGGUUUGUACUAUGGUGCUUGGAUUUCCCAAAAUCUCGUUCGUAGUUUAAACAGAGGUGAAUAUCUGUUACAACCCCAAUCCGCUAAGGACAUACGAGACCCACUUCGUACAUUGACAUUACUUCGCUUCACUUAUGAAGAAUGGGAUUGGAGGAAUGCUCCUCAACCACAAUUUGAUCAGUUUUGUCGUUGGAUGAAACGAUCACUUUUAGGUAAACAUCCAAUCAUUUUCGGUAUAUUUCUUCCGAGCAUGAACUGUGAAGACUAUGAUCAUAUUGUACCGGCGGUAGGCAUACGUUAUCAAAAUGAAGAUGAUUAUAACUGUGACGAUAAGGUCAUUUACUAUGACCUUUAUGAUGACGAAAAAAUUGAACGAUGUAUGAGUGCAGACAAAUUCAGUGCAACGAGGCAGUCGAUCAGCAUGAAACGACAUGUAAGCGAUGGAUGUAUACCAUUAGAUGUAAGUAUUGUCAUUCGUAUUACUUUAUCAUAGAAAGUUGUCAAAUUCUAGAUCGCCUAUGGCAUCGCUAUUACGGGAAUUAUCGAUGAAGACCAAGUGACACUGCCAGUUUGUCUAGCCGUUUCUAAGUCGGCCGAGCCCGAUCCAUGUGUCACUACUGCCGCAACCGAGAUGGAUGGUAUUGUAACAGUGAAAAAUCUAAUCGUCGGAAAUGCCUAUAUUCUUCUUCGAUAUGCGUCUUUCAAACAUGUUCCAACGAAGGGAUUCGUUGAAGCAUUUCUACAAUCAAAUUAUGACACGAAACAUGUAUUUACAGCAACGGACAUCACGUAUGUUUAUCAAGAUCCGAAAAAAAUCGUAUCAACCAAGUCCGUUUAUUAUCGGUGUGUCCCUAUGCCGGAAUGAUCAUUGUAAAGACAGUCAUGACUUUUUUGUCUGCGUGUUUUCAAAAUUGUUUCUAGAAAGCCGACAUGUAAUUUUCAGAUACAUAUACAACCAGUUUAUUUGAAAGAAAAUCACCCAAAAGAUCAAAAUAUACCGUCAGUACAAAGGAACAUCAUGG